This is a messenger RNA of Arvicola amphibius (Eurasian water vole), 1503 nucleotides long. Its product is annotated as N-acetyltransferase family 8 member 2-like. NCBI's taxonomy places the organism in Eukaryota, Metazoa, Chordata, Mammalia, Rodentia, Cricetidae. The record is from RefSeq and is a predicted model, not a curated record. The transcript has 4 exons. The coding region runs from base 736 to 1416 and encodes 226 amino acids. Gene Ontology annotation, molecular function: N-acetyltransferase activity.
CCCUGGACACCGUCCUCCUGCCUCAGCCGAGCACUGCCUCCAGGGGGCGCCGCGGAGCGAGAAGGCGAACGGAGCCGAGCGGAGCAGCUCUGUGCCGUGCACCCCUCCUACUGCUCCCUAGCCCUGCCUUGGAGGGAGUGCUGCAAACAGGCCAGAAGAUCUGUGCGGUGUCACACAAGAACAGUGUCAGCGCGACGGGAGGAGCAUUUCUUCCCGCCAGGCCCUGAGAGCGGAACUCACCUUCAGCCCCGGAAGAUCGUCCCCCUCAAACAAGCCGGCCACUUCCGGAAGCCUCCAAUCUCCCGCCCCCGCUUCCCCCAGGUAGAGCACCUUCCAUGGGAGGAGUCGUCCUCACAGCGGAGUCAGGGUUGCUGGCAGGGAGAGAACCAGGUGGACUUUGAGAUGAGGAGUCAGCUAAAGAAGUGUCAGACCAGCUCUGCUCCCUAGAGCCUCAUCAGCCCCUGGUGCGUUCUCCUGGGUGUCGUUGGAAGCUGAGGCCAUCCUGGACAUUCUUGCAACUGUAGGACCAGUCUUUCCAGUUGCUGGAAAAAGGAUCCGCUGAUACUUGUGCCUGGGAACACAGGAGCGUUCAGUGUCAGGACCCUGAAGAGGAAGCAAAGCCCUCAGAACAACAUAGUUUUCCAGCAUACCCCAAUAUCCAAGGGCUCAGGGAAGCUGUGCAAGAAGGUCUCGCUGUCCCUGUGAUCACUGAUAUUUGAGAGCCAGAGGUCUCCCAUGGCUCCUUAUCACAUCCGCCAGUACCAGGAGAGGGACCACAAAAGGGCCCUGGAAUUGUUCUCCAGGGGCAUGAAGGAACAUUCCUCUGCUUCUUUCCGCCGUAUGUUAACACUGCCCCAGACUCUCCUGACCUUACUUGGGAUGCUCCUGACCAUAGUCCUGGUUUAUGGCUCCUGGCUCCUGGCCACAGUGUGCUGCCUCCUUGUACUCCUUUGCCUGAGGCUCUUUGACUGGCUUUUUUGGAGAAAGUAUGUGUCUACAAGUUUGCAAGCAGACAUGGCUGACAUCACUAAGUCGUACCUGAAUUCACGUGGCUCCUUCUGGGUGGCUGAGUCUGGGGGAGAGGUGGUGGGCAUCGUGGGUUGUCUGCCAGUCAAGAAUCCCCCAUUAGAAAGGAAGCAGCUGCAGCUCUUUCGCCUGUCUGUGUCCUCACAGCAUCGUGGACAGGGGAUAGCGAAAGCACUGGUCAGAACUGUCCUCCAGUUUGCACGGAACCAGGGCUACAGUGAUGUUGUCCUUGAGACUAGCAUUGUGCAGUAUAGUGCUUUGGCUCUCUACCAGGCCAUGGGCUUCCGGAAGACAGAUGAGUACUUUAUUAGCAUAUUCUCAAGGUUAAUGUCUUUUUCUAUCCUUCGUUUCACAUACUCUCUCCCUUUUGAUUGGGAACCACGAAUGUGAUCCUUCUCCUUUGUCUGUGAGGCUCCAGUUCACUCUGCUGCAGGAACCAGCAAACCCUGGUAGUUUACUGUUGCCAAUCACACAAGC